GGAGCUGAUAUUCGACCCGGCUUUCUCCGUCCCGCAGGACUGAAAGCUUACCCCCUCCCCUUCUCGUCCUCCUCCCCCUCCUGCUCUUUCACUGCUCCGUACCGCUUUUUUCGUCUCCCUGGGGGGAAAUCUCCCCUCAGCUCUUUGUGAAGCCCAUACACACGUGCAACAUCACAGCUGAGUCUGCAGCAACCGUACUACAGCAUCCGGAUUUCGCACCAUGGAACGCUUCCUCGGCUUCGUUAAACAGAUCCGCAGGUCCCGGAGACGCAAGGGCAAAAAGUACCGGCCCGAAGAGGAUUAUCACGAGGGCUACGAGGAUGUGUACUACUACGCUUCCGAGCACCUGCACAAUGAGGGGCCUUACACCAAACACUCCAACCCCUCCAGACCUCCAGAUGGAGCGCUGGCUAUCAGAAGACAAAGCAUCCCAGAUGAGUUUAAGGGCUCCAGCAUAGUGGAGCUGAUGAAGAAGGAAGGCACCACCCUGGGCCUGACCGUUUCAGGAGGCAUCGACAAGGACGGCAAGCCACGCGUCUCCAACCUACGGCAGGGCGGAAUCGCAGCCAGGAGCGACCAGCUGAACGUCGGAGACUACAUCAAGUCGGUGAACGGCAUCAACCUGACCAAGUUCCGUCACGAUGAGAUUAUUAGCCUGCUGAAAAACGUAGGCGAGAGAGUGGUACUGGAGGUGGAAUAUGAACUGCCGCCUGUUUCCGUGCAAGGUACAGGUGUAAUGUUCAAAAAUGUCGAGGUGACGCUACACAAAGAGGGGAACACGUUUGGAUUUGUCAUCAGAGGAGGUGCCCAUGAAGACAGGAACAAAUCUCGCCCUGUUACCAUAACAACGAUCAGACCUGGUGGCCCUGCUGACAGGGAAGGCACUAUCAAACCCGGAGACCGGCUGCUGAGCAUCGACGGUAUUCGUCUGCAUGGUACUUCCCACGCAGAGGCAAUGAGCAUCCUCAAGCAGUGCGGCCAGGAAGCAACACUCCUCAUCGAGUAUGACGUGUCCAUCAUGGACUCCAUAGCCAGUGCUUCUGGUCCUCUACUUGUGGAAGUGGCCAAGCCUUUGGGCUCCAGCCUGGGGGUUGCUCUGUCUACCUCCAUGUACUGCAACAAGCAGGUCAUCAUCAUUGACAAGGUCAAGCCAGCCAGCAUCGCUGACAGGUGUGGCGCACUGCAUGCCGGUGAUCAUAUCCUGUCAGUUGAUGGCACAAGCAUGGAGUAUUGCACGCUGGCUGAAGCCACCCAGCUCUUAGCCAGCGCCUGUGAGCAUGUCAAGAUGGAGAUCCUUCCUCAUCACCAGACUAGACUGGCCCUUAAAGCCUCAGAUCAUGUCAAGGUGCAGAGGAGCAACCGGCCAUUGCCCUGGGAGUCCGGCACAAACAACAACAGCAACUUCCUCCCUUACCAGCACUAUAACACCUACCACCCUGACCAGUCCUGCAGCCAGGCCAAGCAGAAAUCUUCUCCAAACAACCCCUCACUAGGCUCAUCUUUCUCACCCACCUCCAUGAGUGCCUACAGCUUGAGCUCCCUCAACAUGAGCACACUGCCUCGCAACAUGUAUCCCACAAGCCCCCGCAGCACACUGAUGAGGCGCAAACUGAAGAAGAAGGACUACAAGAGCUCAUUGUCUCUGGCUUCAAGCACUGUAGGCCUGGCCGGACAGGUGGUCCACACAGAGACCACUGAGGUGACCCUGGUCAGCGACUCCAUCAUGGGAUUUGGAAUUCAGCUCCAGGGAGGGGUGUUUGCUACCGAAACUCUCACUUCUCCUCCACUUAUCGCUUACAUCGACCACGACAGCCCAGCCGAGAGGUGUGGAGUCUUGCAGAUCGGCGACCGACUCCUGUCCAUCAAUGGGAUUCCCACAGAGGACAGCACAUUGGAGGAGACUAACCAGCUGCUUCGCGACUCCAGCAUCACCAGCAAAGUUACACUGGAAAUUGAGUUUGAUGUAGCAGAGUCUGUUAUCCCAAGCAGCGGCACCUUCCAUGUGAAGCUACCAAAGAAGCCAGGAGUGGAGCUGGGCAUUACUAUCAGCUCCCCAUCUAACAGGAAGCCAGGUGAUUCUCUCAUCAUCUCCGACAUAAAGAAGGGCAGCGUGGCACACAGGACAGGGACGCUGGAGUUAGGAGACAAGCUUUUGGCCAUCGAUAAUAUACGCCUGGAUAACUGCUCCAUGGAAGAUGCUGUCCAGAUCCUGCAGCAGUGUGAGGAACUGGUCAAGCUCAAAAUCCGUAAAGACGAGGACAACUCAGGUGUCCUGCGUCUAGGCCAUGUUGAUAUGGACGCCCGUGUGCUGUUGGCCUGUGUUGCAGACGAGCAGGAGAGCUCUGGUGCCAUCAUCUACACUGUGGAGCUGAAGCGCUACGGGGGCCCGCUGGGCAUCACCAUCUCAGGCACCGAGGAGCCCUUCGACCCCAUAAUCAUCUCCAGCCUCACCAAGUGCGGCCUGGCUGAGAGGACCGGGGCGAUCCAUGUCGGGGAUCGUAUCCUGGCCAUUAACAAUAACAGUCUGAAGGGGAAACCGCUGAGUGAAGCUAUACACCUGCUUCAGAUGGCUGGAGAGUCUGUUACACUGAAGAUCAAGAAACAGGGAGAAUUGGCAAGUCCUAAGCAGCCAUCAGUGACCGGGCGUCUGGGUGAACUGAGUGAUGCGGAGGAUGAGAAUCAGCAGAAGACAGGGAAGCUUUCAGACAUCUACUCCUCCACCAUCCCCAGCGUGGACAGUGCCGUCGAGUCCUGGGACGGCUCGGCUAUCGAUGCCUCCUUCAGCCCUCAGGCCCCAACAGGCUUCCAAGCAUCAGGCUACAGUUUUCACAGUCACGAAUGGAGGAACGCCAAAGUGAGUCGUGGCAGUGUAUCUCCAGGCAGCAGCCAUCAGAAGAGCACCAUCCUGCAGGAUCUAGGCCUCAGUGAUGAUGAAUGGGACAAACCCACUGCUAGCGGGUUCACCGUGGGUCACGAUGGCACAGAGCCGGAUCAGGAAGAGAACUUUUGGUCUCAGGCACUGGAGGACUUGGAGACUUGCGGCCAGUCCGGGAUCCUCCGCGAACUUGAGGCCACCAUAAUGUCUGGCAGUACACUGAGUCUGAACCAUGACCCGGCGCCAGCACGGUGCCAACUGGGGAGGCAGGCCAGCUUCCAGGAACGUGGUAGCAACAGGUCGCAGUAUAACCAGGGCAACCGUAGUAACACACUUCCCAGCGACAGUGGACGCAAAGCCUUCGCCAUGAGGAAGAUGCAACAAGAGAUCAAAGACAUUGUGUCCCCAAACCCUGUGGAGCUACACAAGGUGAGUCUGAAUAAAGAGUCAGACCUGGAGGACUUUGGCUUCAGUGUGUCUGAUGGACUCCUGGAGAAGGGGGUCUACGUCAAUAACAUUCGCCCAGGUGGGCCUGCUGAGUUGGCGGGGCUCAAACCCUAUGACAGGCUGUUACAGAUCAACCAUGUCCGAACUAGAGACUUUGACUGCUGCUUGGUGGUUCCUCUGAUUGCUGAAUCAGGGAACAAGCUGGACCUGGUAAUCAGCCGAAACCCAGCCUCAGCCUCGACCUCACCCUCAGAACUGAACCAGCUUCCCGGCGAGGAGCCUGUGGGCUGGACCGACCCAGCCGAGCCCCUCCCUCAGGAGGUGGCCCAACAGAACUCCAGGCUAGUGGGGUCAGAGGGCAGAGACCCCAACAAGACCUUAUAGCAGAAACCCAUCCCUCCGUCCCCAGCACAGGCUCAAGUGCUCCUCAUGGUGCUAAGUGAACUCCUCUCAACACACACCACCCCCCUGCUGGAGUGAGCUGGAGCUCUUCUGGCAUAUAGCACACACAGUCUCUUCCCUGAGCCACAGCAUGAGCCACACACUGAGAGGGGUCAUCCCUACACCUGCUGCCUGUGUGUUUACUCCUGUGAAAAUGACACUGGUGAUUACGGAAGGAGAUCAUACUGACCUCAAGAUCUCAAGAACUGAUCCAGUGCCAUCCCUUGUUUUUAUUGCCAAUAAACAUUUUAAUGGGGGAAAAAAAAACUAAGCAAAAGAAGCAAAUGGAAUCUUUAAGACGUUUACACAUGAUUAUGGACUGGCCGCUGUGUGUGUGUGUGUGUGUGUGUGUGUGUGUGUGUGUGUGUAUGUGUUUGAGUAAACAGGAUUUCCUCCUGUGAGUCCCGGGCCAGAGCAAUCUCCACAUUCUGUAUUCUGUUUGUUCUAACUUCAGCUGUUCUCCUGGUCUCCUCCAUCUUGCCUCUUGCUCCUUUCUUUUGUAUGUGUGUGUAUGUGUCAUGUGGAUCUCCCUGUAAUUCCUCACAAAGUGAUGCCACGUGAUGUCUCACUCAGCAGGAAAAUCACUCAGCACGAUCUCAGCAACGUGAACCCGAAUUUCCCAAAAUGGUAAAACGCUAGUCAGCCCCGGCGGGUUGGGUGGCACAAUGCAUGAGACCUUUUGUGAACUAUUUUAUAAUGGUAGAAGUUUGAUUGUACAGAACAAAAAAAGCACUCAAAAAAGAACAAAACUUCAUUAAAAAGGUCAUCAUUUGAUUCCUGGGAUAAAUCCAUCCAAAUGGUUGAACCUUAAUGUCAUAUUGAAUUAUAAUCAUUUCACCAUGACAUUAAAGAUGCACCUUAGCUUAGAACUGGACAGAAGUCUAUUUUUAUUCGUCAAGGCAAAUGGUUUAUACUGUAAAUGAGCAAGUGUGACGAGCUUGAGUGAUGGAAAAGAUGCAUUAAGCAAUCAGCUUGCCUUACUAGAACGAAGAUGAUUGGGUAGAGAGGGUGUGUUUUGGUUUCUUUAAGUGUGUGGUGCAGGAAGAACGUUAACCCCCCAGGCUUUGUGUUGCUUUUUAGGAAAUGUCUAUCGCUAGCACAAAGCAGAGAGACCAAAUAUCUUGUUCAAUUGUCCCCAAUUCACCUCCUCUCAUGCCUGUUCUGGACAAUAGAGAGCGGGAUCGGUGUCUAUGGGCCUUGAAGUGUUGCUUAGAUCAGUCCCACAUCAGCCAGACACAUUUCAAGGCAACACAAUGUGUCAGCAUAAAUACAGAAAUCUUCAUUCCGAACGUGCGUUUUCAGCUGUUUGGAGAAUCUUUUUAACCACCACUCUAAUAUUUAAAAAAAAAAAAUACAAAAAAAAAAAAAAAAAAGCAUGAAGUUGAGUGACACGAGAAGCCCGACAACAACUUCUAGUCUAUAGUCCUCCCUUGUUUAAGUGAAUAUGAACUUAUACUAAUCUACUGUAUGUGGUACUGGUAUGGUUUUCUAUGUUAAAUGUGUUUUUUUUUUCCCAGAGGGCAUUAGCCCAAACGGUGUACAAACUAUUUGUAAAGAGAAACGAACAAAAAAAAAAAAAAAAAGACAGUGGCACUCGAGUGUUAAAUCAUGUGAGGAUGAGGUUCUGUGUGGCUGAACAUUUCAUAUACCUAUAUUUAAAAAAAGCUGUAGCUCUAUUUAGAAAAAUAAAAAACAUUAGAAAAGGUAAAACUACUGCUUAGAGCAGCACAUACUUGUGUGAGUGUGAAAUGUGGCUUGUCUGUGCUCACACACUCUUGACUACUCACUAUUUAAAAUGGCACAUGAGCGGUCCAGUCGAAGUCCUGAUCAUACCGUCAUCAGGGUGACGCUCCCCUGGCAUUUCUUUACAGACUUUUUGAUUCUGGAGCAACUGUGUUCUGUUUCUUCAGGUACGGGUUCAUUCCCUGAUCUCAUGCACUGGAUUUGAGAUCUUCUGUUGUCCUUUUUGACAUGUCACGAAUUAUAUAAAAUUCUACACCUGUCAUUGUCAAGUGUUUCCUGUAAGCAGUGUGACAUCCAGUACCCGGGGUUUUUGUGAUGGUUUUCCCACUGUGUUACUGCAAGGAAUCUGUAGUGACAUGCACACGAAUUUUAUUGAUGCCUAAUAUUUUGUUUUGUUUUGUUGGUUUUUUUGUUUUUUUGUUUAAUUUUUUUUUCAUGUGUAAUCAUUUUAUGUGGAUUUAAGCACUGCCAGUUAAAAUAGUGGGUAUCCAUUUUCACUGUAUGAUGAAUUAAUGACACAAUUUCACUGUUAGGUCCCUGAAAUAUUGUAUUUUUAUUUCUAAUGGACAGGCAUUAUGAGCUGUAAAGUAUUUUUGUACAAAUUUAAUACUUUGUUAGCAUGAUAUUUAUCGUCUAUGUAUAACUUUGGGGAUUCCUACAGCUGUAAACCUUUAUAUGGCCAACGAAAAGAGAAACAAUAAAAAGAUAUACAGAGUGGA
This is a messenger RNA of Tachysurus vachellii, 6225 nucleotides long. It is a transcript of the gene grip1, whose product is annotated as glutamate receptor interacting protein 1. The transcript has 24 exons. NCBI's taxonomy places the organism in Eukaryota, Metazoa, Chordata, Actinopteri, Siluriformes, Bagridae. The record is from RefSeq and is a predicted model, not a curated record. The coding region runs from base 221 to 3706 and encodes 1161 amino acids. Gene Ontology annotation, molecular function: nuclear glucocorticoid receptor binding. Gene Ontology annotation, biological process: neurotransmitter receptor transport, endosome to postsynaptic membrane.